Racocetra fulgida is the source of this 376-nucleotide messenger RNA. The record is from the annotation of a GenBank genome assembly. Lineage: Eukaryota; Fungi; Glomeromycota; Glomeromycetes; Diversisporales; Gigasporaceae.
AUGGAGAAGAAUCAAGAACGAGCCAAAGAAUUACUAACCUGGAUACAGAAUGCUAUUUCUUCUAGGCAAAUCGGUGACCCAGGAAAACCUGGAUGUAAAUGGUUUAAUAGAUUUUUAAAAGACUAUGAUUUAAUCCCUCGUCACUUGCAUAAAUUAGGUGCGGUUUAUGGGGCAGUAGUACACGGAGCUCAAAAUCCAGCACAUGUAAUGACAAUCGCUGGAGAGUGUCUACGCCACAACACCAAUAACCAUAGUUCACCAGUACAAAAUUAUGUUGUGGUAAAUUAUCGCAAGCUAAAAUCUUCACCAUCGCUAGAAGAUUCAGAGUUGGAGCCAGAUGAAGACGAGGACUCAGAUACGGUAUCAUUAAAAAUUA